This is a messenger RNA of Octopus bimaculoides (California two-spot octopus), 925 nucleotides long. RefSeq lists its product as uncharacterized. NCBI's taxonomy places the organism in Eukaryota, Metazoa, Mollusca, Cephalopoda, Octopoda, Octopodidae. The record is from RefSeq and is a predicted model, not a curated record.
GGGCAGCACUGACUGUAGUGGACGGUUGGGGCAUCUGUGAAGAUUAAGUAAUAGUUGAAGUCAUUAUUGAACAAUUCAAACAUUUGGGGACAUUCCUUGGUAGUUCAGUGGCAUCAGGUGAUAGUAUCGACAACAGUGGACAGUGGUUAACGUUUUCAAACAUAGUUGUUCGUCUCAUCUGUAACGAAGCCCAUUCCUGUCUACCUUCUGCCUCCCUCUCCUAAUCUUAGAGACAAAGAUGUCCCGGUUUCCUUUUACCCAUCUAGCUGUGAUGACAGUUCUGUUGUUUAUCGAUACAAAAUUUCUGGCCGUUACUUCGGAUCAAGAAUUUGAUGAAGCUUACUACAAGCCUUUGCCACCUGGCUAUUCCUAUGGUUAUCUUCAGACAACUCCAUCGGAAAAAUUCUAUAAGAGAGAAAGUCUACUGCAAUGUGCCGUCGUCGCUCUAAACAGCCAAUCACAAUUCUUUACUUACAACAAAGUCAGCCAUGUUUGUAAGAAUUACUCGCCGAAAGAUAUAAUGACAGUCGUCAGCGCGAAUGACAGCAACGAGAUUUCCUUCUAUAGAAAUAGCCAGUGGAUUAGAAUAUAUGCCUUAUCAGUCGGAGCCGGUUCGAAAGUCUAUGAUUCAUUUAUAAAUAAAGGAAGUACUUCAACCUGGAAAGUAGACGAAUGCAUUGGUACAUUUUGUCCUAACUUCUUCCGACAUCCCAUCCUUGAUUUCUGGAACUAUCUUCCAAUUGAUGAGGUAUGUAGGCAUAUCCACGCACAAACAUACAUUAUUGCUUUCUUAAUAAUGGUAAUAAUGAUUAACAGACAUUUAAAUCAAUUCAGUUAUGUUUGAAACAUACUUGAUCUGUAAAAUAUAUAUUAGGAAUGUGGUGAUUUUAAUCCUCGGCAUACUGCAGUAAUAAAAAUAUCUAUU